Messenger RNA from Hydractinia symbiolongicarpus, 664 nucleotides. RefSeq lists its product as uncharacterized. Gene Ontology annotation, molecular function: four-way junction helicase activity; ATP binding; nucleic acid binding. Gene Ontology annotation, biological process: double-strand break repair via homologous recombination. The record is from RefSeq and is a predicted model, not a curated record. Bases 1 to 546 code for a protein of 181 amino acids. Gene Ontology annotation, cellular component: cytoplasm; chromosome; nucleus. Lineage: Eukaryota; Metazoa; Cnidaria; Hydrozoa; Anthoathecata; Hydractiniidae. The transcript has 2 exons.
AUGCAUAAAGAUAUACUAACGUUAUUCAAGCGAUUGCAAAUCGCAUUGCAUCAAGGUGGAUUGGAAAAUGAUUAUUUAAAACCUAAGCAAAUUAUUUGUUUGCAAAGUCUUUUCCUACAUAUUGACGUAGUGGCAGUCCUUCCCACUGGCUAUGAAAAAUCAAUGAUAUUUCAGCUUCUCCCUUCCUUCCUACCCAAAAAGACGAGUAGAAAUAUAGUUAUUGUGGUUUCUCCCUUGUCUUCGAUAAUUGAAGGUCAAAUAAAAAUAUUGAGAAAUCGUGGCAUUGUUGUCAAUGUCUUUUCAACACAUUGUCAUAAAGAGGAGGAGGUUGACUUGUUUAAUAAUGAUAUUGAUAAAAAUGAACCAAAUUACUGGGGUGUUUCUGUGGAUGUGUGGUCUGGAGCUUUGGAUAUUUUAUUUACCCAUCCAGAAGACAUAUUAAGUGAAUCUGGCAGAAAAUUGAUGAAUUCUGAUAUUUUUCAAAAAAAUGUGGUUGCAUAUGUGGUUGAUGAAGCACACUGUAUAGAAGGAUGCAACAUAAACUGAUUUGCAAUCUGUCCUUAUCAUGUGUGCCACUGCAGUUGGAUCUGAUGUAUCUAUCGCAUUACGUAAAGAUUCUGUUUGUUUUUUUGACAAAGGAGAUGAUAGUAAGCUGUCUGUCAAA